Molecule: messenger RNA, 1776 nt
Organism: Ostertagia ostertagi
Lineage: Eukaryota; Metazoa; Nematoda; Chromadorea; Rhabditida; Trichostrongylidae
Source: the annotation of a GenBank genome assembly
AUGAGUGACGAUUCAAUUCCUUCGUAUAUGAAAACGAUUGUGGACUAUCUUUUGGAGGCGAAGGAAAAACUGGACAGCUUGGCUAGUGAAAAUAAAGAACUUGUUGAGCAGGUGGAUAAGCUUCGUAAGGAGAAUGCUACCCUUCGUCAGUCCCUUUCACAAGCUUUGCAAUCACAUUCCAUUAUUGAGACUGGUAAUGCUUCUACCCAGAUUUCUUCCCCACUAUUGCAUUAUGAUUCUGAUUCUCUUUCUACCUGUUGUGAAUUAAAGGAACGUUCUCGUUCGUUGGUAUUAAUUGGUGUACCUGAGUCUUUCGAUCCAGUUCCUUCGAGAAUGAUUUGCAAUGAUUUGAACUAUGUCAGAUUGCUGUUUGAUUAUCUUCAUUUGGAAUGUGCACCUAUUUCGGUUUAUCGAAUGGGUAGGCGUGCUGUUAAUCGACCUAGGCUUUUAAAGGUUGUCCUCCCGACUGCUAGGUUCAAAGAGGAAGCACUACGCCGUGCCCCUAAACUGAGGGUCUCCCAGUUUAGGGGCAUUUACAUCCGUCCCUCGCUGUCUAAAGCAGAGAGGGACAAGCUCCGCUCUUCGAGGCUAGCAUCCAGAGGGAAGCCUGAAAACAAUUCAAAGGUUCAUUCCAUAAACUUGCCUUCUUCUCCAAUGCCUGGCUCUGAUAUUUCGAACAAGUCUAUGGAUAUUAUGUCGCCAGUUGUUCCUUUAAACACUCAAUCCCUCCCGAAAAAUGCGGAUUCGUUAAUUUUUCACCUAACUGAAUCCUGUUUUGAUAUUGUGGCUCUUACAGAGACUUGGCUCAAGUCUGCUCUUGAGAACUCCACUCUCUUGGGUAUCUUGGGGCAUGAGUACAGUCUUAUCCGGUGUGAUCGGAUUCGCAAACCAGGUGGUGGUGUGGCAAUUUUAGUCAGGAGGAAAUUUUCGUAUCAAGUCAUAUUCAAGGAAUCUAUUAGCGAUUCUUAUGAGCUUUUGUGUUGCGAUAUUUCCUCGCGCUGUGAACUGUGUAGAAUCGCUGUUAUCUACAGAACUCCCGGAUGUUCACACAAAUUUACGCUGCAGCUUUUCAAGGCCUUGACUGACCUGUCCACAUGUCAGUAUCCCUUCUUAGCAAUGGGAGAUUUCAAUAUGCCGGAUGUUGACUGGACUGGCAAUGAUAAACGUAAUAUUAGUAGUCUUGCUGGUACCAUUUUGCGCUUAUGCAAUAGUUAUGGUUUACAACAGUUGGUCCUCAAUCCAACCCGCGGAAAUCAUGUCUUGGACUUGGUUUUUUGUAACAGGUUUGAAUUAGUGCAAAAUGUGAUCAUAGGUCCUCCGCUGGGAUCUAGUGAUCAUUUUUCUGUUGCGUUCAACUUUUACUUUCCUAAGUACAAGGCCUGGACGCAUGCAGUUGAAUCUAAGGAUCCUGAGGACAUGGAUAGUUACCUACGCUUAAGAAAUCGCUUCCUAAAAAAGCUUAACAAAUUCAAUUCGAGUGUUGAAAAAAAGGUCAUAUAUUCAAAUAGUAGGUCUGCUUUCUAUAAAAUGUUAUCGGUGAAGCUUAAAAAUCGUAAUGACAUCUGUACUCUCAAGGAUGGUGAGGGAAACCUUGCAUUUUCGGACCAAACUAAAGCUGAGUUUUUGGCAAAUCAUUUUGAGUCUGUGUUUUCAGUCUCAAAUGCUGUUCAUGAUCCAUCUCUUGUUUCCUCAGUGCCUUUAUUCCCUGCUAUGGAUCAAUGCUUUUGGAUCCUUGAGGACGAUAUCUUAAAAUGCAUCCAGAAAUGGCCUAGCUUG